Eurytemora carolleeae is the source of this 3004-nucleotide messenger RNA. RefSeq lists its product as uncharacterized. The transcript has a single exon. The coding region runs from base 504 to 2465 and encodes 653 amino acids. The record is from RefSeq and is a predicted model, not a curated record. Lineage: Eukaryota; Metazoa; Arthropoda; Copepoda; Calanoida; Temoridae.
CAGUGGAAGCCAGGGCUAUCCUUCUGGGCAAGGAUUUGUUACUCAGGGAGGGAACUUUUAUGGCCAUGGAGGUCAAGCUGUUGGUAGGAGAUCAGGAUUUCGGAAUUCCAGACCAAAGUUUCCUCCUUCUGUCAACGGGUGCAACAACUGCUACGAGCUCGGUCAUUGGGAGAGAGCGUGCACUAACCCAAGAGCUCCUGACAACUCCUUCCCCUAUCAUCUCCUCGGGCAUUACUGAGUCAACUGCAGGUUUCAAUACAAAGAAAUCAUGAGGGAUUUCCUUUGAGACCGGUCCUUGUAGCAGUGUUUCAGAUUCUUCAAUUCAGGACAAUCUUUUAAUCAAAAAUUUAAGCAAAAUUGAAAAUCAAGUUUUUUCCUUUUCAAACUCUGGAAAUUGUAUUCACAAUACUAAAAGUGUUUGAUUUUAUGCAGAAGUUCUGAAAGCUGGAACUACAGUGAUAAAUAUUUUGAAUUCUGGACUUUCUUUGCAAUUUAAACCUGGCAUGGUCCCUAACCAUUUUUACGAAGAAGAUAAUAACAAUAGUGCAAAAAAACAUUCAAUAUUUUUAAAAGAAAAAAUUAAAGAGUGGGAAAAAUUAGGCCGUGUAAAGAAAGUUUCUUCAGUUCCUUUAAUUGUAAAUCCUUUGUCAGUUGCUGAAAAGUUAAACAAAGAGACGAGAGAAAUUAAAUUAAGACUGGUUUUAGAUAUGUCUCGUUUUAUUAAUCCCAGAAUAGUUAAACAUCAUUCACAUUUGGAUAAUUUAGAUUAUUGUGAGCCUUUGAUUGAACCCAAUCAAUUUAUGGCAUCUUUCGACCUAGCUGAUAUGUAUCAUCAUGUUCAUCAUGUAAAGUUAGCCCCUGAUCAGUAUAAAUAUUUUGGUUUUAAAAUGUUUGAAGAUGAUGGAACUUUUCAAUAUUAUGUGUUUACUGUUUUAAUGUUCGGGUUCAGUGAUGCCGUUUAUAUUGUAGAUCAGUUGAUCAAGCCUUUAAAAUCUUUUGUUAAGAAUUUUGGCAUUUAUUUUUCAAUGUAUAUUGAUGAUGGAAAGAUAGUUUCGAAUUCAUAUUCUUCUUGCAAAAUGCAUGUUGAGUUUGUUCUUAAGAUUGUUCAGUUCAGUGGUUGGAAUAUUAAUUGGAACAAGUCUGUUUUGUUACCUACUCAAAGUCUCAAAUAUUUGGGUGUAAUAAUUGAUACUGUUCAGAUGAAGUAUUUCGCUCCUGUUUAUAAACUUAAUUAUCUCGAUGAGAGCAUCAGGAACAUAAUUUUAAUGUACGAAAAAAGAAAAUUUAUUAAAGCUGUGGAUUUUGCCGCUUUAAUUGGAAUGAUUACUGAUCUGACUAAAUCUCAUGGCAAUGUUUGUUUAGCUUGCAUGCGCUAUUGUCAUCAUUAUUUGGGUAAACAUGUCACAGAUUUUUGCUGGAAUGUAAAGUUUAUGCUCGAUCAACAAUGUUUAUCUGAAAUUAAGUUUUUUCGUGAUAUAAUGUUCAAGUACAAUGGAAAUUUCAUAAAAAAUUCUAAUACAGCAAUUAAAAUUUUUGAACAUACCGAAAUAGAAUUUUUUAAAUCUUGUAUUGUUGAAGAAGAAUUUCGUAAAAAUUGUAAAUUGUUUAUUUCCGACGCUUCUGACAAUUCUGCCUUUAUAUAUGAAAACGAUAAUUUUGAGAUUGGUGAAGAAUUUAUUUUUAACGAAUACGAAGCUCUUAGCUCUUCUGGCUUAAGAGAAUUACUUGCUGUAGAAAAGGCUCUCUCUUCUCAACCGGUUUAUUUUCAAUCUUUGUCAAAUCACAUAAUUUAUUGGAUGACGGAUUCACAGUGCUGUUUCGCCUUUUUGAAACGUGGUUCACGCAAAUCUCAAAUUCAGAAAGUUGUUUUACGAAUUAAACAAUUCGAGUUUCAGUACAAUAUUAAAAUUAUUCCGAUAUGGAGUCCUCGUACUUCUAUACAAAUUCAGUUAGCUGAUUUAGGCUCUAAAUUUAGUUCCAGCACUGAUGAAUGGUCGAUUGAUAAAAUUUCUUAUGAUGCCAUUUUGAAUUACUUCAACGUUGUUCCGACUGUGGAUUGCUUUUCUUCAAACUCAAAUUCAAAAUGUUUAAAGUUUUUUUCAAAAAUUCCUCAAGUUGGAACGGCUGGUAUUGAUUUUUUUGCUCAAACUUUAAUACGUUCAGAAGUUUACUGGUGUUGUCCUCCACCAAAAUUAAUCAUUCAAACUAUUAAACAUAUUUUAUCUUUUGUUAACGUUACUAGCAUUGUCAUUUUGCCAAUAUGGAAAAGUUCAAAUUUUUGGCCUUUUAUAAAGCGUGGAGUUUAUUUAGCAAGAUUCAUUUCAAAAUACUAUAUUUUUCAACCUGUUUUUUCAAUUUCCAACGCUUGUAAAAAUUCAAUUUUUUUCGGUAAAAAGAAUUUUUCUAUGCUUGCGAUAUUAAUUAAAUCCAAUCAAUUAGAUAAUUGUUUAAUGGUUGAUUGGUAAAUUUCUAUGUUGCAUUUAGGUACAUUUUAUACUGUUUUUCAUGUUUCAGAAUGGAUGUUCCUAACUUUUAUUUGACAGUUGGCAGGGAGGAAGAAGUUAUAUCUGAGCAGAACAGAAUUGAUGUGGCGAUCCAGGGCACACAGAUUCGAGAUAGUCAUUCAGGAGAGAACUAUGUUCUUUUAUCACAGGAUAUUAAUUCAAUACAAAUUACAGUUCCUUCAAAGAACCUAUCGGCCCCUUUAAUGCUCGGGGGUGAAAUUAGGCCGGCAGUGUGAAAAGUUUCAGAUCUUGGAGAAAUUUAUAACUUAUUAAAUCAUUCGUUAGCAGAGGGGACUAUUUCAAACUAUAAGUCAGUGAUUGGAAAAUUCGCAAAGUUUUUGGCAGAAACGAACCGGGAUAUUGCCAGUUUUUCUAGGAACGAUCUGGAGAUGUUUCUAGGGUUUGCCGGAGAUCAGAAUUUUAGUUAUUCAUUUUGGUGUAAUAUAAAACCAGCUCUAUCAUGGUUAGAAAAAAUAUUAGACAGAAUAGACACAGUUUUU